UUCCACCAUCCACUCUCUCUCUUCAUGACUUUUCUCAUUUUUCCCUACUAGCUCUUUUUUCUCUGUCUCUGGUUAGCUUCUUCUGUUCUAGUGCUAUAGAUAGUCCUUUGUUUUUAUUAAAGCCAAAGUGCCCUACAAAUCAAGGGUAAGUUGUCCUUAACAGUAGACUCUUGGAGUUUGUGUUGGGCCUCGAGUAGACACCCAAGCUUCCAAGGAUGAAGGACAGUGGGAGGAAACAAGGUGCAGCCUCACCAUGCGCAGCAUGCAAGCUUCUAAGAAGGAGGUGUGCUCAGGAUUGUGUGUUUGCUCCUUACUUUCCAGCAGAUGAGCCCCAGAAGUUUGCCAAUGUGCACAAGGUGUUUGGUGCUAGCAAUGUCAACAAAAUGUUACAGGAGUUGCCCGAGCGCCAUCGAGGAGAUGCGGUUAGUAGCAUGGUGUAUGAAGCCAAUGCUCGAGUUCGAGACCCAGUGUACGGGUGUGUCGGGGCCAUAUCAUCUCUGCAACAACAGAUUGAUGUGCUUCAGACCCAGUUGGCUAUAGCUCAGGCCGAGGUGGUGCACCUCCGGGUGCGUCAUGCCGCAUCAGGCCAAGCCAUUAGCCCAACAAGCAGUGGCUCACCCUCUUCUAAGGUUAUGGGUUCAGAAAGCAGGCCCAUCUUUGAUAUGGACAUGGUAGUAGACCAGGUCAGCUUGGGAGAGUCAUUGUGGUCAUGUCAGCUUAAUGGCUAGUCCUAAAAUUACCCUUCUGUCCUUUACUAUAUGUUUCACUCCUAAAAUUUUUACUAAUACGUUUCCACAAGAGCAAUGGUGUAGCUAGCAACGUGGUGGUCCUGUUGGCAGCAAUAGUAGUAUGAGCCGUGGCGGAGGCCAUUCAUUUAUGAUGUAAAGAGAGUCUCUGUAAUUGACAAUAUUGCAUAUAUAUGGCUUUAAUUUUAUAUAGAGGGCGUUUAUAUAGUAGCUUUUGUAAUUUUUUUUUUUUUGGGGAAGAAAGGGAGGGGCGAGUUGAACCAUUGAUUUCAAGAAAAUAAAGUCUUCACAAACAAAUGAGUACCAUUGUACCAAAGACCCAUUGAUAGUAGC
This is a messenger RNA of Ilex paraguariensis (yerba mate), 1079 nucleotides long. NCBI's taxonomy places the organism in Eukaryota, Viridiplantae, Streptophyta, Magnoliopsida, Aquifoliales, Aquifoliaceae. The record is from the annotation of a GenBank genome assembly.